AUGUCAUCGGUGAUAGCCAAAUUGGCGUGUUUUGGUACGACGUUGAUGGAGGGCAGCGAUCUGAGUUAUUACUUCACAUUCCUAAAGGAACAACUGAAAUUAAGUUCAAACGAUUACAUAAACACAACGGCGCGUUGUCUACAAAUGAUGCUUCGUAUCGAUGAGUAUCGACACGCUUUUGUGGCUAUUGACGGCAUUGCAAGUAUUGUGACAGCACUGAGUGGCAAAGCGAAUUUCCAACUGCAGUAUCAGCUGAUCUUCUCGUUGUGGUGUCUCACGUUCAACGCAUCCAUCGCAGAGCGCAUCCCGUCGAGUGGUGUCAUUCAGAUUCUCGGCGAUAUACUCUCUGAAUCCAGCAAAGAAAAGGUGACUCGUAUCAUUUGUGCGACAUUCCGUAAUUUACUCGAGAAAAUCGAGGAUCGCGAACUGGUGCGCGAGGCAGCGCUGCAGAUGGUUCAGUGCAAAACGCUGAAAACACUCGAGCUGGCAGAUUCGAAGAAAUUCGACGAUGUCGAUUUGCACGACGACAUCGAGUUUCUUUGUGAAAAACUUCACGUCUCCGUUCAAGACCUUUCAUCGUUCGAUGAAUACGUCACCGAACUAAAAUCGGGUCGGUUACAGUGGAGUCCGGUGCAUAAAUCUGAGAAGUUUUGGCGAGAGAAUGCGACACGUUUCAACGAGAAAGAUUUUGAGUUGGUCAAGUAUGUAUUGUCGUUGACGUUUUUUGAAGUUAUUGCUGUCUUCUUUAUUUUUAUUGAUCGGUGUGAUCUAUAUCGGUUGGUAGGCAUUCUGAAAACGACCUCCAAACUGCAGACAGCUCGGAAAUGCGAUCCGGCAGUAGUGAGAGAAUUUGUGGUAUUAUUCUAUUGGUGA
Messenger RNA from Anisakis simplex (herring worm), 873 nucleotides. NCBI's taxonomy places the organism in Eukaryota, Metazoa, Nematoda, Chromadorea, Rhabditida, Anisakidae. The record is from the annotation of a GenBank genome assembly.